This is a messenger RNA of Racocetra persica, 284 nucleotides long. The record is from the annotation of a GenBank genome assembly. Lineage: Eukaryota; Fungi; Glomeromycota; Glomeromycetes; Diversisporales; Gigasporaceae.
AUGGAAACCUCUUCAACUAGUAAUCCAAAUACUUCGAAUUGUCCUCGUAUUGUGAUCGGUAUUAGUCGCGGUCAGGAAAAGCCCAAUGUUUCAUUGGUGACCGCUGAAGCGCGUGAAUUAGGCUACGAUUUUGUCAUUCUUCCUAUCACAUUUCCUAGUUAUAGGCGUUUUUUGUUUGAACAGCUUAUAGGCAGUGUUGAUGUAAAUGAAAAGAAAAUUAUGGAAGAAUGGAGGAAAGGUCAUCCAUUUUGCAGAGAAGAUUUAGUAGUGAAAAAUGCAGGCAA